This is a messenger RNA of Fundulus heteroclitus (mummichog), 3010 nucleotides long. Its product is annotated as protein APCDD1. Gene Ontology annotation, molecular function: Wnt-protein binding. The coding region runs from base 312 to 1835 and encodes 507 amino acids. Gene Ontology annotation, cellular component: plasma membrane. The record is from RefSeq and is a predicted model, not a curated record. The transcript has 5 exons. NCBI's taxonomy places the organism in Eukaryota, Metazoa, Chordata, Actinopteri, Cyprinodontiformes, Fundulidae. Gene Ontology annotation, biological process: negative regulation of Wnt signaling pathway.
GGCGCAGGACGCGUGAAGGACGCAUAAAAAGGAGCCCAGCUGCCUCUAUUGAAAGCCACAGCGCUGAAGCGUUCGGACUCCUCUUUUACAUCCAUGUGCGCGUUUUUUUCCUCCCCUGCGAACCUCGGAUGCUUUUAUUUCUUGCAGAAUCGGAGGCCCGUUUUCUACCAUGAUGCUCGGAUUUUGCGGGAGUUUUUGCCCCCAACUCUGGAUUAAGCCGGGAUUUCUGCGGCAAUAACUAAAGAGGAAACAAGAGCGACGCUCUUCAGCGGGAGUCGCAGGGAAGCUCGUUCAGUUUGCAGAAGAGCGAAAUGGAGCUGAUUCCUGCAGUGGUUCUUGUUGCUUUUCUAGUUUGGGUUGAAGGCUCAACUCUGCCUUACUCCAGUCACCGCUCUUUGAGGAAAACCUUCGGUCUGUCCUCCAAAGACUCCCUGUGUAACCACAUGCUGAAGCACCUCCACAACGGCGCCCGAAUCACCGCCCAGAUGCCUCCCAACGUGGAGGGCCACUGGGUCUCCACCAGCUGUGAGGUGAGACCCGGUCCAGAGUUUCUAACUCGCUCCUACAGGUUUUACCUCAACAACACCUUCCAGGCACACCAGUUCUACUACGAGGACAACCACUGCACCAAACCCUCCUACACGUUGAUCAUCCAUGGUCGGCUGCGCCUGCGCCAGACCUCCUGGAUAGUCCGGGGCGGCACGGAGGCAGAGUACCACCUCCACCAGGUCCAGACGGUGUCUCACACAGCCGCCAAGGCCGAAGAGCUGAGCCAGAGGCUCGGCCGCAGUUGCAGAGGGGCUACGAAGGGCCCCUGGGAGCCCGACAGGAUCUACGAGCUGUGGCACGAAGAGGGAGGCUACGACUGCUCCAGAGAGCUCAACUUCACCAUGCACGAGCUGCAGCUGCUGCGGCUGGAGAAGCAGUACCUGCAUCACAACCUGGAUCACCUGGUGGAGGAGCUGUUCCUGGGAGACAUCCACACCGACGCGACGCAGAGGCUCUACUACAAACCCUCCAGCUACCAGAUCCCCCUGCAGAACGCCAAGAACCACGACCACGGCUGCAUCGUCUGCCGGAUCAUCUACCGGUCGGACGAGUUCCACCCGCCCGUCCUGCCGCCGGGGGCCGACCUGACCGUGGGCCUGUACGGCCAGUGGGUGAGCCAGCGCUGCGAGGUGCGCCCCGAGGUCCUCUUCCUCACCCGCCACUUCGUCUUCCACGACAGCAACCACACCUGGGAGGGCCACUACUACCACUACUCCGACCCCCACUGCAAACACCCCACCUUCACCAUCUACGCCCAGGGCCGCUACAGCCGAGGCCUGCCCUCCACCCGGGUCAUGGGAGGGACCGACUUUGUCUUCAAAGUGAACCACAUGAGAGUGACGCCCAUGGACGUGGCCACCACCUCCCUCCUCAACGUCUUCAACGGCGACGAGUGCGGCGUGCAGGGCUCGUGGCAGGUCGGCGUGGAGCAGGACGUCACGGCGACCGACGGCUGCGUGGCCCUGGGCAUCCGGCUGCCCCACACCGAGUACGAGCUCUUCCGCAUGGAGCAGGACGCCCACGGCCGCUACCUGCUCUACAACGGCCAGCGGCCCAGCGACGGCACCAGCCCGGACCGCCCGGACAAGAGAGCCAGCUCCUACCAGAUGCCCCUGGUCCAGUGCUCGUCCAGCAGCCAGCGGUCCGAUGGCGGCCGGGGGGACGGCGACGCGGACCGCUCUCUCCUGUUCCACAACGAGGCGUCGGGGCGGCGCGGCGGCGGCAGCAGACGCGCCACCGCCGCCGCGCUGCUCGUCGCUGCUCUGCUGCGACUGUGUCAGAGUUAGGCAGCUGUUUGGGCUUUUUUCGUUCCACGCAACCUUCAAUCGGCGAGGGUAAGCGAGGAAACAAAGUACUGAAAUGUAAAACUGUUGGUGUCUAAAGGAGGGCGAGAACUGAAUUCCUCUCCAGCGACCAAAGACUCGAACGCUGCUGCACCGCAGGAACUGCACUUUAGAGUGGAGCCACUGGUCUGUGGGUCCACAGCUACAUGGAAAACUCUUUAUACCUACACACAUCUGAGAUUAUGUUUCCCUUUUCUGCAUCGUCUUUAAUGUUUUUGACAACUCUGUCUUCUGGGGGGAAAACUCCUGGGCUACUGUUGACUGUAACGUGGCCCGCAGACCUUUUUUUUACACGUACACGUCUAAAGUGUUGCUUUUAGUCAUUCAAUGCAAACAGUGAAACUAAUGGAUUCAUUACACACUGAAGGAAAAUGUUCAUGCAUUUAUUUCUGUUGAUUUAGAGGACUAUGGUUUACAGCUAAUGAAAACGCAAAACUCUUGUCUCAGAAAGUUAGGGUUGGCCUCUAGGGUCGUAUAUCACCAGCUAACUUUUGUAUUAUUCAAGUUUAAACCUCUUUUUAACGAGGAAGAGACUCACCGAGUUAACAAAUCUCAGGCAGGCACACUAAAAUGCUCCUGCAGUUGGAAAGCGCAGUUUUUCCUUCCACUAAACCUUCGAUUCAGAGCAUGCUAGGAUGCAGCCAUCUGAACGGAACCAAGUUUUCCUAUAUUGUGGUUGACUGAAAUAUGAAGUCAUCCAUUGAAAAGUCUGGAGAAGUUCAGGGAAAAAGGGAAAAUUGAGUAGGAAAAAUGGUAGAAUUCCCACACUAAUGCACAUUUUACAAACUAAAAGAUCAAAUUCUGAAUUUCUUUUUUUACAUUUUUAAAUAUUUUGCAUGCUGUAUGUCAGUGCCUAAAGAAACCACCAGAACAAGGUCACAACACCUAAAACGAGACCCAGUAGACGCCUCUUCUCUACGACCAGGCCUUGAGAUCCUGUCUAUGAACUCCACUAACAGGAUCAGCCCUGGAGGAGUCCACCGCCACUGGGAACAGGCUCACCUUUGUGCCCCGAACGUUGGAGCCUCUUCUCAAACACUCUGGAGUAAGCUUUCCCAGGGAAGCAGAGAAGUGUCAUCCAUAACUGGAAAACUCUUCCUUGUCCCUUUUCCAAAAAA